CUGCAGUGCUCCAGUAUUGCCAUGAUUGCAAGGCUCGGCCUGGGUUUUUGUGCCUCGGAAAUGGGAUCAAUAUGGAGAACCACCAGAGCUCUUUGCUCACCUCACCAUAGCUCUAGGAUAGGACUUUUGAGAAUGUCCACCCAAGAGUUACUGAAAGUGGACAUCAUCAAUGAAAAGCAAGGCGUUGGCGAGAUCUGCAUGCAAAAGAGCCCAGUGAACAGCCUGGACCGGGCCAUGCUGACUGGCCUGGUAGACAGCAUCUCUCGCCUUGAACGUGAUGGCUGCCGUGCCCUGCUCAUCACCUCGGGCGUGCGUGGUAUCUUUUCGGCCGGCCUCAACCUCCUGGACCUGUACGACCAGCAGAAGGGGGACCUGCUGCAGUACUGGGGCAUGGUGCAGGAGAUGUUCCUCCGGCUCUACGGCACCAGCAUGCUCACCGUCGCCUGCAUUACGGGGGCGGCGCCGGCGGCCGGCUGCCUCAUCUCGACGUCCUGCGACUACAGGCUGAUGCUGGACCAGCCGAAGACAGAAUGA
Messenger RNA from Pollicipes pollicipes, 534 nucleotides. RefSeq names its product enoyl-CoA delta isomerase 1, mitochondrial-like. The transcript has 5 exons. Gene Ontology annotation, molecular function: catalytic activity. Gene Ontology annotation, biological process: fatty acid beta-oxidation. The record is from RefSeq and is a predicted model, not a curated record. NCBI's taxonomy places the organism in Eukaryota, Metazoa, Arthropoda, Thecostraca, Pollicipedomorpha, Pollicipedidae. Gene Ontology annotation, cellular component: mitochondrion. Bases 22 to 534 code for a protein of 170 amino acids.